Messenger RNA from Drosophila kikkawai, 3430 nucleotides. Its product is annotated as SH3 domain-binding protein 5-like. Lineage: Eukaryota; Metazoa; Arthropoda; Insecta; Diptera; Drosophilidae. Gene Ontology annotation, biological process: intracellular signal transduction; negative regulation of protein tyrosine kinase activity. Gene Ontology annotation, molecular function: protein kinase inhibitor activity. The record is from RefSeq and is a predicted model, not a curated record. Gene Ontology annotation, cellular component: cytoplasm.
GCUUCGCCCAGCUGUCUUUCGCGGGGCUUUUCUGCUGGCAGAAAGCUGCGUGCGUCGUGUUGUCAUAGUUAUGUGUACGCAUUUGUUGUUGCAAAAGCUCCAGCAGCAGCUCCGUCGGAGCAAUUGAUUCGCUGCGGAUUCCCUAAUAAAAACAAAUUGCCAGCCGCAACUGACAGAGCGUAGAAGCAGCCACCACAAGCGAGCAACCUUGGAUGCAGUGCAUCCGCCGCCCGUCGCCCGGAACGUAGUGAAAUCACAGUGAAAGCGCAGAAAACACAAGAAGCAACUGAAGCAGCAGCAGCAGUAGCAGCAAUGUCGACGGAGAGCAACACACCCGUGGAUCCAAGGGUCCAGAUUGAGCUGGAGAAGCUGAAUUCGGCCACGGACAACAUCAAUCGCUACGAGGUGGAGCUCGACGAGGCCAAGUGCGAGUUCAAACGCCUGCUGGCGGAGAGCGUGGUGCGGAUCAAGACCGCCGCCCACAAGCUGGGAAACUCGAUAGAUGCCGCCAAGCCCUACUACGAAUCCCGCAUCUAUGCCGCCCAGCUGGCCAAGGAGACACAGCAGGCGGCCGCCAACCAUGAGAAGGCCAAGUCCAUCCAUGCCGCCGCCAAGGAAAUGGUCUAUCUGGCCGAGCAGGGUCUCGGCGAGAAAUCCACACUGGACACCGCCUGCCAGGAGAUGCUCAGCCAUGCCGCCAGCAAGGUGAACCAAUCCCAGCUGGAGGUCACCGAUACCCGCAAUGCCCUCAAAAUGUGUCAACUUAAGCUCGAGGUGGCCAAUAAUCGGGUUGGCAAGCUGCAGGGACAGCUCAAGCAGGCUUUACGGGCAUCCAGAUUGCAGCUCAAGCGCAAUUUACUUUUGUUGAGAUAUUUUAGCAUUAUGCACGCCUUGUAUUGUACCCUCUGUUCGCCGUACUACGAGACGCGAGCAAACUACAAUGGACUGCUGAAGGCCCAGAAGACUCGGGUGAACGAGCUGGAGGCGAAGGUCAGUGCGGCGAAGCUCACCUACAACGAGGCACUGAAGAAUUUAGAGCAAAUCUCCGAGGAUAUCCACCGGCAGCGCCAGCAGCGCAACAAUCUCCUGAAUUACGAGGCCAUGCUGCGUCAGGUGGAUGCUGUGGAUGCUCUGACAGCGGGCGAGGUGGCGCCAAAGCAGCAGCAACCAGAGGAGGAGCCAGAGGAAUUAGGCCCCGAGGAGCAGUACCUGCAGAUGCCCGAGCGGCUGGGCCAUGAGUGCCCCCACCUGCUCACCGAUUUCGAGGCCGUGCUCACCUUCCCGCAGAAGCUAGCCGGCGGCAUGCACAAGUCGGCUAGCACCAGUGCCGCGGAUGGGGAGUCCGGGUUGGGGCCACUGGGCCUGCAUGCCCCCUAUGAUCUGAAGUCGGGCAGCGGCGGCUCCUUGGGAUCUGGCUCUGCUUCCGCAUCUGCCUCCGCAUCCGCCUCCGUAUCGGCCUCCUCAGCCUUUGCCUCGGCCGCUGGAGCACCGGCGGACAAUGACAUCGAGCAGUGGACGGAGAUCCGGCUUUCGCACUCGGACAGCACCAGCUCCAGCUACUCAAACCAGUCGCUGCUGGAGCAGCAUGGCCUGGAGAGUGCGGGCAGCACUGGCGGCGGCCUGGGCCUGGGCCUGGGACGGAACCAGCUGGACGCCGAUGCCCAGUCGCAGCACUCGACCUCGUCAUCGGACGAGCCGAAGCGCAAAGUUACCUGCACGACGAUAUUCCAGGACGAUAGUAGCGCCUCAAGCGGUACUGGAAGCGGUGGCCAGCAGAUGAGUCGCAAGCAGAGCCUCAGCCAGUGGCUGUCCCGCUCGAACAGCUUCAAGGGCAGUGGCCGAAGGCAGAGUUUGGACCUCCUGAUCGAUGCCGGGGACAAGGUGAAGGAUGUGUUCAGCUACGGCUUCCAGAAGGUCGGACGCAGCCUGGAGCGACGCAACAGUGAAUCGGAGAUGGCCGGCGAUAAUGCCAGCGGUGCCGAGGAGGAGGCCCUGCUCACCGCGCACACUGAGGUGACAUCGGCCUCCAGUGCCUCCGCCUCAUCAUCCUCCGGGCCAAGUGAUUUUUUCCUCUUCAGCAGAUCUUCAGAGCCUAAAGAGCUGCUGUCCGAUGAGCAGGUUGAGAAUUUACUCUUAAAUCACACGGUGGACGAGCACGGUGCCAUUAUUGUGGAAGAACUCAAGUCGCCAACAACAAAUACAACAACAACAUCAACAAGCAUGUAUCACACACACCAACAACAACAACAACAAAAGCAACAGCAGCAGCAACAACAGAAGCAACAACAACACAGCAACCAUCAGGCGCUUAACGUUGUGGGAGCCCUGCUGUUUUGAAACGAACGAAACUGAUCCUCUAAUCCUUUCUAGCCUAUCUACACUAGACAUACACACACCAACGCACUCAAAAAACCCACAUAAAUGUACAUAUACAUAUGUAGUGAUGGGGGAGUAGUGAUAAGUAGUUCACUUGUUCACUCACUUGGUUACCUUUACAGUUGUUUACUCACUUCUAAGUUGCUUUAGUUGCUGAAUGAACAUCUGAGUGAACAGUUGGAAAGUAAAUGAACUUGUUCACAAUUAUAUUCACUAUUAUAUUCAGUGAUCAAAUCUCGUAUCAAGAUAAAAACGGGAUUUCUCAAGGUCUAUAUAUAUUUUUAAUUAAUUUUAUUAAGUUUUGUGAAUUUUCCGCUUAUAAUAUUAUAAACAAUCUAGGGCUGGAAUAAUUUCCUAUAUCUUAAAACCAAAUUAACUUGUGUUUUCAAUGGAAAUGUGCUUAGAUCUCCAACUCCCAUCACUGCUUAUGUGUAUAAAACUAUGAGAAUUAUGGCAAAAUUUUACUCCAUGAGUAUUUUUGACAAAAACAAUUAACAAUUAGUCAACAAAAUGAGAUAAAAGUAGCGUACAUAUCAUUGGAGACAUCAAGCAGCAGAAAUAUUUUACACACACACACACCAAGCAAGGAAACUACCUACAUAUGUACUAAUCCUAUUCAACAAAAAAAAAAAAAAAAAAAAAAAAACAGCAAUAAUUUAGUUGAUUUAGUUACAUAGAGAAUAAGAGAGUUACAUUUUAUGCUGUUUACAAAAAGCAAAAAUAACUAAAAGCUAGUCAAGAAACGAAAUCAGUUUAAUAGUCUUAGUCCCUGCGUAUUUAGCUAAACAUUCAGCAAACAAAAACGUGGAUUUAGAAACCCGGAAAAUACAUAAGAUUGUACAAAUAAUGUUAAAUGGUGUUAAUGGUGUGCGCAGGAGGCGAUUUGGGGGAGGUGUGUGGCCUGUAAGAACUUUAAUAAUAAUCAACUACGAUAACUUUUACAAAGUAUAUAAGCAACCUUACCGACCCUCCUCCAGUCACCUUCUGGGUACACCCCUAAAUGUUAAAUACUUACGUACAUAUUGAUACCUGCAUAAAAAUUAUAUGAAGAGUA